GCCCCCUUAGGAUUACAUGUAGCUCCGUCCCUGAUUAAGUUUGAUCAACCCUGAAAUCUGAUUACCUCGAAAUUAAUCAUUGUUCCCUUUCAUCAAUAAUUAGAAAGAGCCAUUUAGAUUAAUUUCUUUUUCGCAUUAAUUUAAUUUUCAAAAAAACAAUCUCGCACAUCACAUUUUAUUUAUUUAUUUUUAAUCGCUAAAUUUAUUUAAUUCUUAAUUCCCUUUUUAUGUCCCUAUGGAGACGAUACUCGUACUUGUACCUUAUACUCCUACACAUAUUUUUAAUGCGAGACAAUUCACAUCAUCUCUCAUACUCUCAUUCAUUCAUCAAUAACAGCAUUCAAACUUUAGUCACAAAAGAUUUUGGGAUCGACUAACAUGAAUCGAUACAUAAUAUCAGAGUCAAAAGAGAAAGAAAGAUAAAAAGAUAAUCAUUUUCAUUUUCAUUUACGCCAGUGCCGCAAAGGCUCCACCUAUGAUGGGGUAAGGGGGGUCGGAUGUACGCAGUCUUACCCCUAUAUAGAGAUGGACCCGGUCCGGUCCGGUUCCGGUUCCGGGCCGGGCCCGAGCGGGCUUUUUUUGCAAAUUCAUGGGCCCGGAACCGGCCCGGGUUGAUACCGGGUCCGGGCCUAACCGGGUCGGGCCCGGUUCGAUGUCUAUUUUUUUUUUUUUUGCUUUCUUGUUAUCCCCCGACCCCCCCCCCCCCCCCUCACCCCCACCCCCAAACCUCCCCAAAACACCCAGCCCUAGUCUAGGAAAAGAAAAAAAAUUGAAAAAAAAAGACCCGGGCCCGGCCCGAACCGCCCGGGCCGAUUCGCCCAAAACUAGGCCCGAGCCCGGACCGGCCGACCCGCCCAAACGGGCUAAAAGCCCGGAACCGGCCGACCGGUCCCGGUCCGGUCCGAGCCCAAAUAGUACAGGGCCGGUUCGACCCGGCCCAGUCCAGUCCAUCCCUACCCCUGUACUAAAGCAGGGAGCGACUGUUUCCGGAUGAUCCGAAGUGAAAAUCACGUCCAAAAUUGCAUUGACUGACUGUUGCUCCAUAACAAAGAAACACAGACAGUUUAGUGAGCUAUUUUGCUUUAUUCCAUCUUAAUCUCAAGCCAAAAAAUAAUGAAUCUUUGGUUCCAUUGCAAUUUGCAAAUGAUGGAAAAUAAAGAAAAAAAGUGUUAGGAUAAAAAUGAUAAAAGAAAUACACACACAUAGUAAAAAAGAUAAAGAGAUUAAAAAACACAUCUAUUAAUAUAUAAAAGCAAAAGAAUUUUAUGAAUAGGACUCCCGCUCAAAAAUGUCAACAUCGAUGACUCUUCAAAUAAUUUUUUAAGAUAAAUGAAAAUCAAGUCAAAAUAAUUUUUGCCCAAUAGGCCAAUGCAAAGGAAAAUGUUCCCAUUGGUUGAAUUGAGAGGUGGUUACUAUUCAAACUAUUCAGUUGGUAGCCAUAUACAUUUUCCGAAAUUUUGCUAUUGGUCCAAAUGGGAGGUGGUUACUGUUGAAACUAUUCAGUUGGUAGCCAUAUACGUUUUCCAGAAUUUUGCUUGGUCCAAAUGGGAGGUGGUUACUGUUGAAACAGUGUUCCCCAUUAAAUUGUUGUGUCAAUUGGUUGAAUCAAGAGGUGUAACUGUUGGUGCAACUGUUGAGCUAGGAUCAAAAUACGUAAAUGAGAUUGUGUAUAUCUCAUUGGUUGAAAAUUGAUGUUGACAUGUUUGAUUACUUUGCUCUUAUUGAUGGAAUUGGGUGGUGUGUACAGUAAAUGAGAUUGUGUAUAUCUUAUUCCCUGAGUACUAUCAUAAAGUUUGACUAUAAAAGCAACACUUCCGCAUUACAUUUCUCAGAUUCACUCGGACAUCAAGCUAACAUAACAAAAAAAAGCAAUAUAUUUCUUUCAUUAUGAUUGAGAUGUAGUCUAUGAUUCAUGAGAUUGAUCAAAGAGUUGUUGGGCAAUCCAAGUUAAAGCUACAAGGACCAAGAAUCGAGUGCAGCAGAAAUUCCUUAUCUAACUUAGCAUAAAUAUUUGGGAGACUGAAGUUAAAAUACGUAGUAUCAGAUAACCCAACUAUUUAUGGUGAUAUAUAGGAGGAGGACGAGUUCAGUCUCUUGAAGCGAGAGUUUUCUUGAAGCGAAAAGGUGGAUUUAAUAAGCUCUUUGUUGAAAUGUUGAAUAAAAAAAUAGAACUGUGUUGGAAGUUGAUGCAGAAAGAGUGAAGAUAGAUCUGUUUGGAGAAGGUGUUAAUUUCGAAGCAUUUCUUAACACCUUAAAACGUUAGCCAUUGCAAUUCCGGAUACUAGAAUACCUAAACAUGACUCAUUGUGUCAUGAAUGUAAAUAAAAUCAAUUCCGGGUUAGGUCUAGGAUCGAAUAGAGUCGGUUAAAGCCUGAUUGAAGAAUUAUCAUAUUUCAGUAUUGUUUAAUAAUGCAUAACACAC
This is a messenger RNA of Cuscuta europaea, 2422 nucleotides long. Lineage: Eukaryota; Viridiplantae; Streptophyta; Magnoliopsida; Solanales; Convolvulaceae. The record is from the annotation of a GenBank genome assembly.